Molecule: messenger RNA, 1199 nt
Organism: Salarias fasciatus (jewelled blenny)
Lineage: Eukaryota; Metazoa; Chordata; Actinopteri; Blenniiformes; Blenniidae
Exons: 11
Coding region: 271-918 (215 amino acids)
Source: RefSeq, a predicted model, not a curated record
UCUCUCUCACUGACAUGUGAAGGAAGCUCUUCCCAGUGGAGGCUGAUCCGCUUUCUGACUGACGACUCGCUGUUGAGCUUUCUUCCUCCAGCUACAAUCAAUGGAUCAACAUAUAUUAAGAAUGAGGCUCCAAGAAAAGCUGUGUACUGGUGUGAGUCUGGAACAGAGUUCAGCAACGCAGUCAAUAUCUCCACACACUCUGAUGGCGUUAUCCUGGUGAGCCCUGUGUAUCCUGUACCUGUGGGAGAGUCUGUAACUCUCCUCUGUGUCAUGAAGACUGGAAAUAUUUCCUCUGAUGUGUUUUUCUACAAAAAUAACAAACUCAUUGAAAACGAGAGACGAGGAGAGAUGAAGAUCUCUGCAGUGUCAGAAUCAGAUGAAGGUUUCUACAAGUGUCAGUACAAUGGAAGAGAAUCAGCACAAAGCUGGAUGGCUGUUCAGUUCACAUCCAGGCCUGGAAGCUCUUCAUCUGGCUCUCUGAUGAUCAUUCGGUGGAUUUGUGGAGUUUUACUGCUGAUUGUUCUGCUGCUGCUGUUGUGUUUCUACAAUGGAUCAAAAGAUUCAUGCUUCAACAGGUCUCAAAGUUCACAGCAGAGCCAAACUACAGACCACAGCAGCAACCAGCUGGAAGAUCAAUGCAACACAUACGCUUCUCCGAUCCAAGCUGAUGAUAAUCCCUAUGAGACAAUCCAAGAGACUGAUUCUCCUGACAGAGAUGAGUCCAGGAAAGUGACGUUUUCUUCAAUGGAGCUUCAGGAGGUCAAGAAGGGGAAGAAGCAGAAACCAGAAGAGGGCAGCAUUUAUCCUGAAGUGAAGACCACAUCAUGGACAGAUUCCAGUGUGACCUCUGCACAAGUACACUCCAAUGAAAGUCAAGUCAACAGGAGUCAAAGAGAGGACAGCUCCAGCAGCCACUGAAGAAACAAUUUAUUCAGAAGUCAAAGCAGAAACCACUCACGUUGAAUGAGGAGACUUCAUCACCACCACCAACAGAGAACUGCUUCCAGAUUUAUGGAGAGUCUCCACAAUGUCUAUACUGAGGAAGGUGGAAAAGAGGGAAACACUCUGAUCUAUACUUCUCUGAUCUGAUCAAUUAUCCCUUUGAACUGAAGAGAAAAUGUCAAAUAAAUGUAUUUUAAAAGUCAAACAGAGCCAUUAACUCUCAAGCACUGAGAGUGAAGCUCACACAUUAACUUAGG